AGGCAUGUCAAGCUGCUGGACAAAUGCUUCGGGGCCACUGUGACGGAGCAUCAGGUCGCCAUGGGCAGAAUCUCUAUUGGAAUCCAUGUAGCUGCCCUCAUCCCAACGUCAUUGUGAGCUCUUGGUUGAGCGAAGCCGAACGGCCCGGCUACGACUUUGGCGCAACCGCGCCUGCGCCGGGCACGGAGCAGUUCAGCCAGGUGGUGUGGAAGGCAACGAGACAGGUGGCCAUGGCGUUGUCGGAAGACGAGAAGUUCUGCGUGGCAAACUACUUCCCUGCAGGCAAUGCGGGAAAUUUCAAGGAGAACGUCUUUCCGAAAGGCACGGCAGUGCCCAAAGCCUUCGCUGGAGCACUGGCAGCGGCAAAAGGUAAGGCGGCAACGGCGGAGGCCACCUUUGUGACUUCGCCCGAGGGAGUGGAGACCUUGAAAGUUCGGAGGUUUCCGCAUCCCACCAUCGAUGAAAUCCUGGAUAGCUGUCCUGGAAAUGAUUUCAAGGAAAAGAUUGAGGAGGCCUUCCAGCAAGGUGCUGAUUUGGUCACCAUCGAUCGCGUGCACAAGCCUCCGCGCAUCCACAUCCGAGUCAUCGCCACCAAGAACUCCAAAAUCCUGACGCAGUUUCGCCGCGGCUUUGGAGGAGGCUGAAGUUAGUGGCUCGCCUUUUAAAGGACUGAAAUCUUCAGGGAAUGGUAAGCAGGGAAUGGUAAGAAUGCCG
Molecule: messenger RNA, 714 nt
Organism: Cladocopium goreaui
Lineage: Eukaryota; Dinophyceae; Suessiales; Symbiodiniaceae
Source: the annotation of a GenBank genome assembly